AUGGAAAAGAAUGUACCACCGGAUCUUCAUAAAUGGCUAAGGAAAUGCUUAAAGAAGGAGUUUGGAAAAACCAUACAAAGCGCUAUAGAUAAGGAACAGGAGCCGAACGAUAUCGUUUACAAGCUCACGCGUUCGAAAGACAUGGCCACUUUAUUGAGUUCUAUGAAGAAGGCAAUUGCCGAGCAAUAUAUAGUAAUAAAACCUUCAUCCGCGGCAUCGCGAUCGCAAUCAUCACUUUCCUUUACCAGCGAUCUCACAGCGGACGAUUGGGCCUCCCCGCAAGGAAACGGUGAAGAAUAUAGUUGUAUUAUCGAUAGGAUCAGUCGCGAUAAACCAGUUCACGUGAGACUGGCCGGCUACGAAAUUUUAUUAAAGAUUGAAUUGUCCAAUAUAAAUAACAGUUCGCAAUGGGACAUUCUUCAAAAAACGUUGCUGGACGGUCUCACGGACGAUAGCAGAGCCAUAUUCGAAGCUAGCUUGCAGAUACAUGCGAAGUUACUCAAUUUCCCACAAUUACAUAGCAUAUAUGGCAAUUUAUUAGGCGCGUUCAAUGCGCAAUAUCAUUCGCAGAAGAUGCGCGAGACUCUGCCUACUCUAAUCUCUGGAAUUAAUUUCAAAUUCUUCCUACACGAGAAACUGUUCUAUAUAAUGUAUCUGAUAAUUCAAUGUCAAAAACAGAUGUUGAAGAACACUAGGCAUAGCGACAAGACUAUAGAAGAAAUCAUUGAACAAUUUAUAGUAUUUCUCAGUACGCAUAGUUUUGGCAAUAAAUUGCAACCUAAAACCUUAAACAUGUUAAACAUUAUCUCGGUGUUGGAGCCUCAGGCCAAAUGGAGCAAGAGAUGGCUACAUAGCUUUUCUACAAGAAAAAUUUUCGUCGCCGCUUUGGCCAAGUCUCCGACGUUUCUGCAGAACGUUGUCGAAUGCGUCAUGAACGGUCUGAAAGAAAUACCUUGUUUCCUGUCAGCAUCUAUCGGGGAUGAGGGCAACGAGCUGUGUAUUUCCGGGAAUACGAUAGAAAUUACAACCUAUCUGCAUUGUUUGGUUUUCAUUUCGCAGCUUUGUAGCUACAAGGCGAGUAGAACAUUGUUCACGGAAAAUUCGUUGAAAACGCCAUUGGACAUCGCUGAUUUCCUAAUAGAAUUAUUGAAUUCCCUAAAUAAGUUAGCAACAGAAGCAUCGAGCGGAGUAUACAAUACUUCUUGUAGUGCUCUGCAAAACGUACUCAAUGUAUCAGAAAUAUUAUACAAUGCUGAAUUUUAUCAUAUCGCGUUAUGCCAUUUGAUGUCUCUUCCUGAAAACGAUAUAAAAAUUUGGCCACACAUAUUGAACAUUAUUUCUCACAUGGUAGAUACGGUCGAUGGAUCGGUAUUUUUGACCUCGCAUUGUAAGAAGCAUUCUGCAACAAAUUCUGAAAACGCAUCAUUAAAAUGCCCAGUUGCGGUCGUAGUACAGUAUGCGUCGAAUUUAUUAAAACAACCAUUUUCCAUAAUGGAUACAGAAUGUGUCCUUAACUCAUUUAGCUUGUUAGAGAAAUUAUUCGGCGUUAUUUAUGACGCUUACGAAGCCGCGCAGGAACAAAUAGAAACGCAAUUUUAUCCAGCUGUUGCUAAUUUUUACAAAAAAUUAAAUAAAUGUGGCGUCGAGAACGAGAAUAAAAUUCAGCAACUUGAUAGAUUUCUAAAAUUUUAUUACAGCGCUAUCAAAAAGGUUUUACUAAAAAUGGUAUCGAUACCGCUCGGCUUGCAAGCUCUCGUCAACGAGAAAUUGGUGUUCGAGGAAUUGAUUCGCGGAUUAAUCGUUCCUCUAAGAGCGACCUGGAGCUCCACCGACAUAGUCAGCUUCAUCUCGUCUGCUGGUUAUUUCGAUCUGGGCUAUAACGUGCUUGCGGAUCUCGGACCCCAUGUCCUGUCGACUUUACUAUCACAAACUUGCGCGAAUGCGGAAGAUCCCAAAUGCUUUUACGAUCCGUGGGGCAAAGAAAACGUCGACGAAUUUCUACAUAUACUUACGUUAUUUUCGCUCAAUUUUAAUUGUUUCGCCGCGUUUAUGACGAAUGACAACGAAUUGGAUAACAAUGAAGAAAAGGACUAUCCUUCGAAUUUAUCUGAACUAUUGCAGGCUGCGUUAAACGAGGAUUCUCGUUACCAUCAUUUGGGUCUUCUAUCAUUGAAUGUAGUAAUUUGGAAUAUAGACAUUUGUGUUUAUUUAAUAAACUCGUUAAACUUUCAGGUAGCAUUGUUAAAUAUUCAGAAGGAGAGCACGAUAAUAAUUGAAGUUCGUAACGAACAAAACGAUGAAACUGAUUAUGAGCAGACUACGAUAGAGAACGAUGAUAAUGAUAAGCCAGAGCUAACAAAAGAAUACAUAAUUGACAAUUCCAGUUUUUUACGACGUAAUAUUUUAUUGAAAUCGUAUUAUACGAUAUACAAUAGAAAGCAACACAAUGUACCAUUGGAAGAAUAUGAACUUUUUUCGGAAUUUCCACCUCCCAGGAUAUAUGCAGAUAUGAUAGAGUUUUCAGUUAUGGAAUGUGAUUCAGAACUAAAUGACAUGCUGCAAGAUGAGAGGCCCGGAUUAUUAGAUAUUGGUUGGGUAUCGCAAGUUAGGGUGGCUCAUAAAGCUUCGCGAUGUCCGAUGAAGAAUUCAACAAUGACGAAUUUAUUGAACCAAAUGCACAAAGCUAUCCCAACUGCGGAUUGGGUAGAACAAUUUGAAUGGCAGGAGAAUAUAACAUAUGAUGCAGACUAUUGGCUCCCGGAAGAUACACACGCAAUUAAUAUUGCUUUGAAUUACGCGGAACAACGGCAGAUUUUAAAGAACACUGAUGAUAAUCAGAAAAAUUUGAAACAAUUCAUUCAUUCUGCCUAUAUAUUUAUACAAUACAACAAACCGAACAGGUUCGAAGGUUUCGAUUGGUUCUUGACAACAGUAUUCAUUAUUUGUGAUGGAGAUUUAGACAAGUGCAAAACAUUUAUCAUGCAAUUAAUUCAAUUUCCAUCGACACUGCUCCUCUGGCCAAAAUUGGGCAGAGUUAUUGACGAAAAAAAUAACGAAAAUACUAGUUCGCAAUUCACUUUUAUGCAAGUUUUAGAAGCCAUGGUUAAUAUCGAGCUUCCAAAUAUUAAAUACGGUUUAAAGGAUGUUUGUGGUGUGAACUGGUGGAUGAUAUCCAAUAGAAUGAUAUCGCAAUGCUUCUGGGGACUUCUUCCAUGGAGUGAAAUAGUUCACUUUUUUGCAAUUUGCAUUUUGUAUCCUCCCGAUUAUAUGGUGUAUUAUUGUAUAUCACUUUUGCAAUAUUGCCGAGAUAUUUUGCUGGAGGAUUUUACAAGUAGAAAGAUGUGGCCAGAAAAUAUGAUAUUGGACGAGUAUCGUUGUCAUAAUUACAUUUCAUACAUGGAUAAUUUGGGGCAACGAUACAGAAAUCGAGUUUUACCGGCAAUGACUAAAAAUCUAAAUUCAGAAGAUGAAAUAUAAAUGUAUUUAAUGUAGCUUAUCAUCUUGAUAUCUUAAAAAAAUAAGAAAGAGAAAAAUAUGCACAUAUAACAUUAACAAUAUAUAUAAAACAGCAAACUUUAUCCUGCAAAUGAAAAUAUUUUAUAUAGAUUCUUUAUGUUGAGGAAAUUAUAUAUCAGUAAAAUGAUGUAUCUAUGUAACAAAUAACAAUUAACGUUGUAUAUAAUUAAUAAAAUUAUCUUUUUUAUU
This is a messenger RNA of Formica exsecta, 3705 nucleotides long. Its product is annotated as protein broad-minded-like. Bases 1 to 3477 code for a protein of 1158 amino acids. NCBI's taxonomy places the organism in Eukaryota, Metazoa, Arthropoda, Insecta, Hymenoptera, Formicidae. The record is from RefSeq and is a predicted model, not a curated record. The transcript has 8 exons.